AAUACAGCUGACAUGAUGGAAGUGGUUCUAACCCGACUGCGGGACUUCUCCUGCAAGGCCACCACCUUUGAUGAACGGAAGCCUACGAAAGGAUGCACAAAUGGAGAAAACACCAAAGUUGACAUUGAGAGUGCCCUAGCAUGGCUACGACGGGAACUGAUAGAAAUGCGCUCCCAGGAUCAAGCUCUGGUCCGCCAGUUGAUGGAGCUUCACUCCGGAAUCCAGGAACUCAAGCAGGAGCUAUCUGAGGAGGAGGAAGAGGACGGGGAUGAGGAAGGCAGUUCCUGGGACUCUGAGAGCGAGCAGGGAAGUGUCUACUCCAGCUGUGGGGAAGUGGGAUCCUCCGUUCCUUCCGUGGAGAAACCUCGCUGCUUUUAUUCCACGGCUUCAGCCAGGAAGUUGUUCAGCAGGAGAAGUUCUGUGCCUUGAAAUAGUCACUCUCUCAUUCCUGGGAUUUUAGUAUUAGUAAAGAUAGAUGUUGGGAAUUCUGGGAAGAAUCUUCCCACAGCAUAAAUGACUAUGACUGUAUGAUAAUAACUCUCGUGUCUUUGUCUGGAAUUAGAAUAUAGA
Molecule: messenger RNA, 570 nt
Organism: Doryrhamphus excisus (bluestripe pipefish)
Lineage: Eukaryota; Metazoa; Chordata; Actinopteri; Syngnathiformes; Syngnathidae
Source: RefSeq, a predicted model, not a curated record